This is a messenger RNA of Ictalurus punctatus (channel catfish), 1282 nucleotides long. It is a transcript of the gene hdhd2, whose product is annotated as haloacid dehalogenase-like hydrolase domain containing 2. The record is from RefSeq and is a predicted model, not a curated record. The coding region runs from base 16 to 945 and encodes 309 amino acids. Gene Ontology annotation, molecular function: phosphatase activity. Gene Ontology annotation, biological process: dephosphorylation. The transcript is spliced from 6 exons. NCBI's taxonomy places the organism in Eukaryota, Metazoa, Chordata, Actinopteri, Siluriformes, Ictaluridae.
UUUCCUUGUUAAAGUAUGCUGCUUGGAUUUAUUGUUGGUGUGCUCAACAAUGGUGAUGGAUGUUCUUACACUCGAAGAUUUUUAAUUGUUUUUGUUUUUUUUCCUUCAGUUUUCUCGCGUUGCUGUUCUCCUCCAGUCCAGCUGGUGGCGGUAACGCAGCAAGCACUAGUACGCCAAAAACAAGUAAAUACAAAAAGCCAAGAAGAAGAAGAACCAAAUAAACCGGUUGUUUUACGUAAGGAUCCUUCGAAAUUCUUGCUGCGUCGUGCUAAAGUGGCUGUCAAAUUCGUAACCAACACGACGAAAGAAUGUAAGAGGACGCUGCUUGAGAGACUGCGGUGUCUCAGCUUCGACAUUGAAGAGCGAGAGAUCUUUACCUCACUGACUGCAGCUCGAAACCUGUUGGAGCUGAAGGAUGUGCGCCCCCUGUUGCUGGUGGAGGAUAGUGCACGGGAGGACUUUGCAGGUAUAGAAACCACAGAUCCUAACGCUGUUGUGAUAGGCUUAGCGCCAGACCACUUCAACUAUGAAAUGCUUAAUAAAGCUUUCAGGCUAAUUUUGGAUGGUGCCCCUCUCAUUGCCAUCCAUAAAGCCCGUUACUACAAGAGGAAAGACGGCCUGGCGCUGGGACCUGGACCGUUUGUGACGGGUCUGGAAUAUUCCACUGACACACAGGCCACUGUUGUGGGCAAACCAGAGAAAACCUUUUUCCUGGAAGCUCUGCGGGAUCUGAACUGCAGCCCUGAGGAGGCCGUAAUGAUCGGAGAUGAUGCUAGAGAUGAUGUUGGUGGAGCUCAGAACACAGGGAUGCUGGGAAUAUUAGUCAAAACGGGUAAAUACAGAGCAGGUGAUGAAGGCAAAAUAAAUCCUCCUCCUCACCUGACGUGUGAGAGUUUCCCUGAAGCUGUUAAUCACAUCCUUCAACAUCUGCUAGACACUAAAUAACUUCUGUGAUGCUGUUUAAAGGUACAUUUAAUAUGUAUAUGCAGUAUGUGUGCCCAAAACACAGUAUAGUAAUUAAUUAUGCAGCAUCAUGUUAAAAUGGUGAUGGGCUAGAAUACGGUUUAGUUAUUGUGUUGGUCUCACUUGUCCUUCUGCAUUUGUAAGUUUCACUCACUGUUAACUGAUAUUCAUCUGACGUGUAAUUCCGGUCUCAUCACAACCGUUGUUCCAAAAAAAAAAAAAAAAAACUGCCUUGAACCUUUCCUGUUACUGCAUUACACUCCAGACUCCAAGCUGAGCCAAUGUUAUAAAUAAAAACUACACUUAUUUAAAAUAUCCA